AGAAGAAGAAAAACAGGAGGAAGAGGAGUGAAGAAGAAGAAAAACAGGAGGAAGAGGAGUGUAGGUGAAGAGGAGCCACAGAAGCUGUCACUCGUUUGAUGCGAGCCAAUCAGGAGAGACAGUCUUCAUCAUGGAGGAGUGAGACACAGAAACAAGAUGGCGUCAACCAGAGACCAACCAGGAAGUUUGAACCCACGGCACUUCCUGUUCCUGUUAGGUCUGUUCCUUGUUUGUCCUGAAGGGGGCGUCAGCCUAGAGCUGCUGCCAUCGGCCUCACAAGUUCUACAUCACCCAAACACAAACUUCACUGUGGUGUGUUCGGGCUGGAGUCAGGUGACUUGGCGUUUACCUCGUGACUCACUGUUAGAUGGCGUCCUGGUGGAGAGGCGGGGCUCCAGCAGCAUCCUGCAGCUUGUUAACGCCACCUGGAGGAAUUCUGGGAGAUACACCUGUGAGGAGGCGUCGUCCAAUCAGAGCAGAGACAUCGAUGUCUUCAUACCAGGACAAGGUCCAGAGGAAUGGUUUGUCCCACUGGGUCCAGGUGUGGUGAUGAAGGAGGCGGAGGAAGAUACCAUUCCCUGCGUGGUGUCUGACCCGCAGCUCAACGUCUCGCUGUUCCAACGUCAAGGCAGGACGGCCGUUACCACGACAACGUACGAUCCGGCCCGCGGCUUCACGGGGCGUCUGAACGACACGUCGUACGUGUGCGUAGCUGCCCGCGGCGACGAGCAGAGGGAGUCGCAGGUGUACUAUGUCUUCAGCAUCAUAGUUCCUCAGGUGAUACAGGUGGUCCUGUCUGUCUCCAGUGUCGUGUUGAAACAGGGUGAAGUUCUCACAGUCAACUGUUCAGUCACUGACACAGACAUGGUUUAUUUCACCUGGGAAUUUCCCCGCAGACAGGAAGUGGAGCCACUCACAGACUUCCUGCCCAACAAGAUUCUCUCCUUCAUCAACAUCUCCACGGCAACAGUGGCCGACUCAGGCACAUAUGUGUGUAACGUUCAGGAGACAACGCAAGGAAGAAGAGUGACGAAGAACGUCACAGUGACAGUUCUGGAGCGAGGUUACGUUUACCUGUGGCCGUCAGGUGACACUAACGUGUCGUUGGUCCUUCAUCACACGGUCGAAUUCAGCGUGGAGAUCGACGCCCACCCCGCCCCCACCGUCGUUUGGACCAGAGACAACCGGACUGUUGCCAUGGAAACCUCCUCUGUUACCACCACUCACCUCACAGGCAGCAGGUAUUUUAGCAAGCUGAUGCUGGUUCAUGUCCAAAUGGAUCAGACAGGAAGUUAUGUGGCAACUGUUUCCAAUGACGACGACAUUGCAGAGGUCGUUUUCAAACUGGAGGUCAAAGCGCCCCCUAGGAUCACAUCUCUGUCAGAGUUUGGCAGUGCUGCCAUUUUGUGUGUCAGUGAGGGAGCUCCGCCCCCUACCGUUACCUGGUACACAUGUCACAGCUCGCACAGGUGCAGUAAUGUGACAGGCGGCUGGACGAGCCAAUCAGCAACCUCGGAGAACAUCACUGAGAUGACGGAGAAAGGUGUCGCCCAGGUACACAGUGUGAUGUCACUCCUCGGUCUCAGCUCGGUGACGUUUGUUCGAUGUGAAGUCAAAAACCUCGCCGGACGAAGAGUACGAGACCUGCGAGUACUGACCACAUCUCUCCUGUCUCAGGUGGCGGUGAUGUCCUCAGUCCUGGUCUUGGUCAUCAUCGCUGUCUUCUUCCUCAUUGUCCUCAUCGUCCUCUGGAGAAAGAAGCCUCGUUAUGAAGUUCGCUGGAAAGUGAUGGAGUCUGUGAGUUCUGACGGACAGCAGUGCACCUACGUCGACCCCGCCCACCUGCCUUAUGACUCCGCCUGGGAAAUACCACGAGACAGCUUAGUACUAGGUCAAGUGUUGGGUUCAGGUGCGUUUGGUCGUGUUGUUGAAGCACACGUCUCUGGACUGAAUCACUCUGAUUCUACCACGAAAGUCGCUGUGAAGAUGGUGAAACGGAACAGUGGGUCAGUCCAGUCUCUGAUGUCAGAGCUGAAGGUUUUGGUUCAUCUUGGUCCUCAUCUGAACGUGGUCAACUUGCUUGGAGCCUGUACCGGCCCACCAGGUAAAUCAUUAACCUAA
Molecule: messenger RNA, 2121 nt
Organism: Solea senegalensis (Senegalese sole)
Lineage: Eukaryota; Metazoa; Chordata; Actinopteri; Pleuronectiformes; Soleidae
Product: platelet-derived growth factor receptor beta-like
Exons: 18
Coding region: 157-2121 (654 amino acids)
Biological process (GO): multicellular organism development; positive regulation of smooth muscle cell migration; angiogenesis
Cellular component (GO): signaling receptor complex
Molecular function (GO): ATP binding; platelet-derived growth factor binding; platelet-derived growth factor beta-receptor activity
Source: RefSeq, a predicted model, not a curated record